AUGCCUGCAAUCAACACUUUAACGCCCGAAUCAAUUGGAUCAGUGAGGUUCGACAUUCCAGUCAAGAAGCCACAGGCAAAGGGAAACUACUCACACGUAGCUAUGGGAAAAGGAAAAGGCUCCAGGAGCUGUGUGGCGUGUUUCACCUACCGUGGGAUAAUUAGAAGUCUGGGUCUCUGCAGAAGGUGCUUCAAAGAAUAUGCAAAAGAUUUGGGAUUUGCAAUUUAUGAUUAG
Ordospora colligata OC4 is the source of this 234-nucleotide messenger RNA. RefSeq names its product ribosomal protein S29. Gene Ontology annotation, cellular component: ribosome. The record is from RefSeq and is a predicted model, not a curated record. The transcript has a single exon. Gene Ontology annotation, molecular function: structural constituent of ribosome. Gene Ontology annotation, biological process: translation. The coding region runs from base 1 to 234 and encodes 77 amino acids. Lineage: Eukaryota; Fungi; Microsporidia; Ordosporidae.